UAUUCCCCACCCUCUAACCCCUUACCCAGCAAUGUCGAGCAAACGGAAAGUUUCUCCGGCGGAAUUAUCGGAGUCUUCUAAACGACAUGCAGUAGAAGUAGUGGAAAGCGUGGAUAUAGCUGUGGAUGAAGUAGUUGAAGGUUAUCGGGACGAUGAUGAGUUUGUAGAGGAUGAGGAAAUUGUAGCCGAUAGUUUGAACGGUGAAUCGUUUGAUCAGAAAGAGGUGAGAAGAGUUGUUGUGCAGGCUAAUGAGGAGCAAGAGUGUGCGUUUUACGGCGAAACUGUGCCGGAGAGUGAAGCUAGGGAGAAAUGGCCUCAUCGAUAUAUUAUAAAGGAUAAGAUGAAUGUAAAUGGUGCACCUAUGAGCUUAAAUUGCCAAGAUGAUUCCAACCAAUUAAUUCAAGCCAAGUGCCAUUUUGUACAAGCAUUGAUUGACAAUGCCAUUUAUAAACUUGGGGAUGAUGCGUAUGUAAAGGCUGCAGAUGGUGAAGAUGAUUACAUAUGCAAGAUUGUUGAGUUUUUUCAAGGUGUUGAUGAUAUGAAGUAUUUUACUGCUCAGUGGUUUUACAGAGCCAAGGAUACUGUAAUUAAAGCUCAUGACCAGUUUAUCGACAACAAGCGUGUAUUCUUAUCAGAUAUUAAGGAUGACAACCCUCUUGAUUGCCUUGUAAAAAAAAUCAAGAUUGUUCCAAUAUCAUCAAAUGUAAGCUUACAGUUUAAGGAAAGUUUGAGAUCAGAAUGUGACUAUUACUAUGACAUGAAGUACCUUGUUCCAUUCUCGUCAUUUAUUAGUUUACCAUCAGAUGUUUCAAGUCCUGAUAGUGAAUUAGAUUCUACCAUAUCAAGCGACGCUGAUGUUGUGGAAGUCGAUGAACAGAAGCAAGAAAAGAAGCUCCUGGAUCUCUAUUCCGGUUGUGGUGGAAUGUCCACUGGGUUGUGCUUGGGUGCUGAUGUUUGCGGUGUUAAACUUGUCACUAAAUGGACUGUUGAUCUAAAUCGAUAUGCUUGUGAUAGUUUAAAAGUGAACCACCCAGAAACUGAGGUAAGGAAUGAAUGUGCUGAAGAUUUCUUAUUGCUUUUGAAGGAGUGGGAGCAGCUUUGUGCAUCCUGCUCCUUGUUGAAAAGCAAUACCGUGGCACAUCCUUUGCUGAAAGUAGGAGAUAAGGAUGUGGAAGAUGACGAUGAUCGUGCAGAUGAUGACGGGGGAUCUGAUGACGAUGAUGAAGGUGAAAUUUUUGAAGUGGAAGAGAUCUUGGAAGUUUGUUAUGGAGACCCAAAGGAAAUAAAAAAGCCAGGCCUUUACUUUAAGGUAUGCUGGAAGGGUUAUGGCCCGGAUGAAGACACUUGGGAGCCAAUAGAAGGCUUAGAUGGCUGUCAAAACAAAAUAAAGGACUUUGUGACCAAGGGCUUUAAAGAAAGUGUUUUGCCAUUACCUGGGGAAGUAGACGUCAUAUGUGGGGGACCUCCUUGCCAGGGCAUAAGUGGCUUUAAUCGUUUUAGGAACUCAGCGAAUCCAUUACAUGAUCCGAAAAAUAAACAACUUGAAGUAUUCAUGAGCAUUGUGGAGUUCUUGAAGCCAAGGUUCGUGUUAAUGGAAAAUGUGGUGGACUUGCUGAGGUUUGCUCAUGGUUACCUUGGAAGAUAUGCACUAAGCAGACUUGUUGGAAUGAACUACCAAGCACGGAUGGGAAUGAUGGUUGCUGGGGCAUAUGGACUUCCACAAUUUCGUAUGCGUGUCUUCAUGUGGGGUGCUCUUCCUUCAGAGAAAUUGCCACAAUAUCCGUUGCCCACACAUAAUGUCAUUGUGAGGGGUGGCAUCCCCACAGAAUUUGAGUUAAAUGCAGUAGAUUUCGAAGAGGGCCUGCAGGUCAAGCUAAAGAGAGAACUUCUUCUUGAGGAUGCACUUUCUGAUCUUCCUCCUGUGGAAAAUAAUGAACCAAGGAACGAAAUGCCAUAUACUGAUGAGCCAAAAUCUGACUUUCAGCGGUUCAUAAGAUCAAGGAGGGAUGGUACGUUGGGUACUGUUUUGUAUGAUCAUCGUCCCCUUCAGUUAAACGAAGAUGACUAUCAGCGUGUAUCUCAAAUUCCCAAACGAAAGGGUGCAAACUUCAGGGACUUGCCUGGGGUUCGUGUUCGUGCUGAUAAUGUUGUUGAAUGGGAUCCAGAUGUGGAAAGAGUAAAACUUACAUCAGGGAAGCCUUUGGUUCCUGACUAUGCAAUGACUUUUGUUCGUGGCACUUCACAAAAGCCAUUUGGUCGUUUAUGGUGGGAUGAAAUUGUUUCAACAGUUGUUACAAGAGCCGAGCCCCACAAUCAGGCUAUAUUACAUCCAGUGCAGGACAGAGUGCUCACUAUCCGUGAAAACGCAAGGCUGCAAGGUUUCCCUGAUUACUACAAAUUGACUGGACCAAUAAAAGAAAGGUACAUACAAGUUGGAAAUGCAGUUGCUGUACCAGUUGCCCGGGCUUUAGGGUAUUCUUUAGCAUUAGCAUUGAAAGGAUUGUCGUCGCGAGAUCUACCAUUACUGACAUUGCCACCUAAUUUUCCAUGUCUAGAGGAACUGGUCUCCAAUGAAGAAUCUCUAGAUAAGCUUUAAUUAUCUGAACAUUAGAUCAAGCUAUUCACCUCCACUGAUUAUUUCCAAUUUUAAUCAUUCUUUAGUUUACUUGAAGUAGUUUGUUGUAAUGCAAGUUCUGCAUUAACAUUAUAUUUUGGUUAGUUGCUAAUUUAGGCCUAUGGAGAAGUUUGUGUAUGCAUACAUUGGAUUGACAGCUUAACUGUUUUUGGUGUAAAUGAUAACCAUUGUAGUACAAUGGUUAAAUUUUGAUUA
Solanum tuberosum (potato) is the source of this 2830-nucleotide messenger RNA. Its product is annotated as DNA (cytosine-5)-methyltransferase 1. Lineage: Eukaryota; Viridiplantae; Streptophyta; Magnoliopsida; Solanales; Solanaceae. Gene Ontology annotation, biological process: negative regulation of gene expression via chromosomal CpG island methylation. Gene Ontology annotation, cellular component: nucleus. The transcript is spliced from 21 exons. The record is from RefSeq and is a predicted model, not a curated record. The coding region runs from base 32 to 2596 and encodes 854 amino acids. Gene Ontology annotation, molecular function: chromatin binding; DNA (cytosine-5-)-methyltransferase activity; DNA binding.